AUGCUUUGGCCGCGACACCGGCACCUCGCCGGCACGUUACCAAAAGGGUCCGUGCCCGGCCAACUAUGCCAGUGCCCCCUUCCUCCUUUCUGCCGGGCGGUCUCGCCCGUGCAUCUGACGCUCCCCGCUUUCUGCCGGGCGGUCUCGCCCGUGCUCCUGACAGUAAUGCACCACAAGGCGGGCCACGUCCUAAUUUUGGCCCAAGGCUGGCGGUCGCACCUACAUCCCCUGUGUCCACUAGUCGAAGGGACGUACGGGCCUGCAGUUCUCGCAAAUCACGACGUUCGUCUCGCAAGGAGGGAUUUGGGACCACGUCAAGGCGCUCCAGCACCACCGGUUAAUGCAGCGGCGCGCCCGCAACCGCAUGUUCGACACCACCGAGCGGUUCUGGGUGUCUCCCAAGCUGUUUGCGUGGUCGCAGAGGGUCGCGUCGGGCAUGGCACUCAUCAAGGGAAACUCGCGCGCGCGCGGUUCUCGAUGUGGGACUUUGCGGUCGAGCUAAUCAAGGAGCGGCAGCACCAGAACUGUCCGGUGCUGUGGGCGCUGCCAAACCCAUCCGCGGAUGGGUCGGCUUCCUCCUCGUCUGACUCCGAGCCCCAGGAUGGGGGCAUGUCGCUCAUCGACGUCCUGAAGCAUCUCGACUAUUAGGCAAUGCGGCUUCCCCGAAGCUCAACCGAGAGUACCAUGUCGCUGCGGUGCGGCCAAUUCCACAGAGCAAUGACGGAGCAGGAGUGGAUGGACCUGCUCGGCUCGACCCUUGUGGGAGCCUCGCAGUUGUACAUGGUUGUGGACGACUCCACAGUGGACCCGAUUCUACAGGCAGCAUGCGAUUUCCGGUGGCAGCUGGCGCUCGAGCGUCUGUUCGCCGAGGUCGGGAAGCGGGCGCCGAAUCUCCGCAUCAAGAUCAUGUUCCUCAGCUACGGCACAAGCUAAUGGGUCUAGGAAGGGUCCUCGGUCGUCAUAGUGCCGGUCAGGAUCUACCAGACGCCGGUCCGGAAGCGGAAGCACGUUGCAAAGGGGCAGGGCCUAUAGCGCCGUGGGACACAGCGUCGUCAGUUUUGACUGAGGGGCAACUCAAUGGUGCCUGUCGACAUUCCCAGCAGGAAGGGUUUACCUACAAGCUAGUUCUGCCGCAUAUUUUCGGGCCCUCGAUCAUGUCGCCAACGUAUCUGUUGGCGCGUGCCACCCACGCAUGGUUUUUGUUGUGCCCGUAAAGGCACCGGCCAGGCGUUUGAUUGGUGAUGUCGUCCCAACCCUCAGCCAUUGGCGGAGCUGCAUUCUGCGAGGCAUGUGACCGCAAGAGACUGCUCGCCUCCGUUCCUCCACCGGUCAGGCUAGUUGGCCGUACCGUGGGUAUCCGUUACGCUCCUUGGGCCGCGGCUGCCUGUGAGAGAGCGCUGGAUAACACAGCCCCAUUGGCUCAUGGGAUGCCUUGGCUGCCCACACAAGCUCGCCAAACAGCACCACCUCAUCAUCGUCACGGGCAUGGAUGCGAACUGGCAUGUGGUAUUUGCGGCUGCUCUGCUAUCUGGCCGCCUUGAAAAAUGCAUGUUGGCUGAGGCGGUGGUUGUUGACGUUCUGCAGCUUCUUUCCCUCAUAAAGUGACAAACAUCAACAAGCCUGUUUUCAAUAUGGUAUGGUUGCGGUGGAGAAAUAUUUACAUAGCUUGAUUGGAAGCCUUGACCUCAGACACAAACUUUUGGAUAAAAGUACCGUUUAGACUCUCAUUGGGCGACGUGGCUCCCCUAGCUUCUCUGUUUAUCCAUGAUCACGCGGGUCAUGUCAAGUGAACGGAUAUCGUUCUGGAGAUGGGGGUUCCAUCGCCGGCCUUGUCCAUCU
This is a messenger RNA of Gaeumannomyces tritici R3-111a-1, 1839 nucleotides long. RefSeq lists its product as hypothetical. NCBI's taxonomy places the organism in Eukaryota, Fungi, Ascomycota, Sordariomycetes, Magnaporthales, Magnaporthaceae. The transcript has a single exon. The coding region runs from base 1 to 648 and encodes 215 amino acids. The record is from RefSeq and is a predicted model, not a curated record.